AUGCUCACAAGAGAAUCGAACGACAUAUCGGACCUGGAAGUGGGCGAGGAUGGAUCUUCAAGUCAACAGGAGAGUAAACGAAGCCAGGUAGUGAAAGCCAAGAAGAUACAAGAAGGGCUCCGUGUGAAAAUCUUGGUCUCCCUAGCCUGGGGCUUGUCCCUGGCCUUUGCCCUGCCCCAGCUCGUCCUGUUCCACGUGCAUGAGAUACACGGAGGGCCCAUGUGUGGACUCGAACUCUCGCUCUCCGGCUGGCAGAUCUACCUGAGCCUCAUCGCCGUCUCACUGUUCUUCAUCCCUGCCCUCAUCAUUCUGGUGUGCUACCUCGCCAUUAUCGUUGUCAUCUUCAACAGUAGCGUCCAACCUAUCAGCAUGAAGAAAGCCCCGAAGAUAAAGAAAAGAGGAAACUCUGCCGAUCCAGUCCCAGAACCCACCCGGGAACUCCGGAGCUCCAGUUGUACCGGCGGCAUCAUCAACCAGGCCAAGAUCCGAACUAUUAAGAUGACAUUUCUUAUCGUUGUUGUGUACAUCCUGUGCUGGAGCCCGUACUUCGUGUUCAACCUGUGUCAGGUAUACGGCGCCCUUCCCGCCACCCCGCGCUGGGCCAAGAUCACCACCUUUGUCCAGAGCCUAGCCCCACUCAACUCGGCCGCCAACCCUGUCAUUUACGGCGUUUUCAGCACACGGAUCUGUAGCUACCUCAGGUCAUCCAGGGGUCAGCAGAGGACGACUCGGAUGUCAAGGCCGAGUCUGAUCCAGGACAGUCCUCAAUCCGGGGCGUUCCCUGGCGAGUAUAGCAGCGUCACCGACACCGAAGACUUCAGACUUACCUCAGACCACCGUAACAUUAACUGUGACGUCACCAGCAGUCGAGUGCCGUUGGUGGACCAGAGUCUGACGGAAGCGGAUCGGCAGUUGCUCAGUCUGCAUGUCCGCGGCAACACAGACAUGCACGAAGUGUGAGCAUGUACGAUUACGUUAACAGUAAGACAUAUGAAGGUCAAGUGCGGAUGACGACUAGAUGGUCUCUGCUGCUCGUUUUGGCCUCGGGAUUGUCCUGUCUUUCGUGUAGACCUUUAUUUCUUGAUGUGGCAAAAGACUGGUUCAUUUUGAACUGCGGGAGGAGAAUGAAUAGUGGCCUGCGUAUUGAACGUAAGUUCGUACGCACGCACGCACGCACGCACGCACUCACAUACACACAAACACGCACGCACGCACGCACGCACGCAC
Messenger RNA from Aplysia californica (California sea hare), 1227 nucleotides. RefSeq names its product cardioacceleratory peptide receptor. The record is from RefSeq and is a predicted model, not a curated record. Gene Ontology annotation, molecular function: G protein-coupled receptor activity. Gene Ontology annotation, biological process: G protein-coupled receptor signaling pathway. The coding region runs from base 1 to 960 and encodes 319 amino acids. The transcript has 7 exons. Gene Ontology annotation, cellular component: membrane. Lineage: Eukaryota; Metazoa; Mollusca; Gastropoda; Aplysiida; Aplysiidae.